Carassius auratus (goldfish) is the source of this 4459-nucleotide messenger RNA. Its product is annotated as somatostatin receptor type 5-like. Gene Ontology annotation, molecular function: neuropeptide binding; somatostatin receptor activity. Gene Ontology annotation, cellular component: neuron projection; plasma membrane. The coding region runs from base 396 to 1637 and encodes 413 amino acids. The transcript has 3 exons. Gene Ontology annotation, biological process: cellular response to glucocorticoid stimulus; neuropeptide signaling pathway; regulation of insulin secretion. Lineage: Eukaryota; Metazoa; Chordata; Actinopteri; Cypriniformes; Cyprinidae. The record is from RefSeq and is a predicted model, not a curated record.
GUUAAAAAGCUAUUACCCUGUGGGGUGAUCGGUUGUGACUGGAGCACGCGCACGGCUUGACUGCAGGAUUGCGAUUUAACUGAGGGGUCUCUCUCUCUGUCUCUCUCUCUCUCUCUCUCUCUCUCUCUCUCUCUCUCUCCAGGUUUAACAGGGAGGUUUAGCUCGAUCUCGGAGUGAAUCGGGCAGCAGAUGCCAUCACCUGUCGCGAGGCUGCACACUGCGAGAGCGCGCACGCAAAGGCUGUAUCUCCUCAAGCUAUAAUUCAGAUAGCUAUGCUGACAGAUUUAACCUGCACUAUGUUUUCCUGUUUUUAUUACAUUUUUCUUCUCUUCUCAUCACCUUCGAGGGGUGUUUCACACUUUCCUGCGUUUCACUGAUACAUUCUCUGUUCCAGAAUGGAGUCAAUAAACCAAUCUGGGUUGGUGGGGACAAUCCCAGGGGAUUAUAACUCCACCUUUGGAAUGGGAUUUUCAGGAAGUCCAGUUGGGAAUUACACUGGCAAUGUUUCCGAUCAAAGCAUGCCUUUUCAAGGGAGCAGCACGAUGGUAACUGCAGUCAUAUCAUUCACCGUGUUCAUCGUUGGACUCACUGGCAACACUCUGGCUAUCUACGUAGUUUUGCGUUAUGCUAAAAUGAAAACAGUUACAAACAUCUACAUUUUAAACUUGGCCGUGGCCGAUGAGCUGUAUAUUAUGGGCCUUCCGUUCCUUACGACGCAAAACGUACUGUCCUACUGGCCGUUUGGCUCAUUCCUGUGUCGCGUUGUUAUGACAGCUGACUCAUUAAAUCAAUUCACAAGCAUCUUCUGUUUGACAGUGAUGAGUAUUGAUCGCUAUUUAGCAGUGGUGCAUCCUAUCCGCUCCACUAAGUGGCGCCGACCACGAGUAGCUAAAGCAGUUAGCGCAGCGGUGUGGGCGUUUUCCUUCAUCGUUGUUCUCCCCGUGGUGAUAUUCUCUGACGUUCAGGACACGUUUAACUCAUGCAACAUGAGUUGGCCGGAGCCACGAGACAUUUGGUCAACGGCAUUCAUACUUUACACUGCUACGCUCGGAUUCUUUGGCCCCCUGCUGGUCAUCUGUAUGUGUUACCUGCUCAUCGUUGUCAAGGUGAAGUCGUCCGGUGCGCGGGCGGGAUUUACGAAACGCAGACGCUCAGAGCGAAAGGUGACCCGCAUGGUGGUGGUGAUCGUGGUGGUGUUCGUCCUCUGCUGGCUGCCGUUCUACAUCAUCAACAUCGUAAACCUAGUCUUCAUACUCCCGGAGAACAGCGUGAUGGCCGGGGUGUAUUUUUUUGCCGUUAUCCUAUCGUAUGCAAACAGCUGUGCCAAUCCGCUACUCUAUGGGUUCUUGUCCGACAACUUCAAGCAGAGUUUCCGUAAGGUGCUGUGCGUGCGCAAGACAAAUGGCGUGGAGGAUGGCGAUCCCAGUGUGCCGCGGACGGAGAAAACGACGACCCAAGAAACCUUCCUGGCACCUCGGAACAAUGACUUUAAUGGACAUGCACAGGGCAGCCAGGUGUGGCCUGAGCCUCAAGCCACGCCCCUGAAUGUGCCAGUGACUCCGCCCUCCCACGCAGCAGAGCUCAGCCUCCACCCGGUGCCCGCUGUCUCCACACCCAGCUCCAGCCGUGACCUGUGACCCCGGGGGGUCGUGAGGGCCCAUCCGAACAAUGCCAGGAUACUUUGUUUUGGGUGGAGGGUCCAGUGUGUUCUGGAAACACAGGGUCUUUCUUCAUGCACAAGGAAACCUGGAAAUGUCAGGAAUUUCAAAGCGGUCUGGAAAAUUCUGUGUUGAAUUUAAAUGCUUUAAAAUAUUUAAUCAGUUAAGAAUUACUAUUUGUGAAUUUGUUAAAUACUAUUAAAAACCUUGAGUCUGAGGCCACCAGUGAAAAUCUGUUUCGUGUUUUUAGAAUUUAAUAAAAUCGCUUUUGUUUCAUGAUUAUGUGCAUAAUCAUUGACUUUCUCCAGCAUGACUUAAAAAGGAAUAAUGCAGGGUCUGAAAUCUUAUAAAUGUCAUUUUACAUUUAUUUGUUUUGAAAAAUGUUUCAAUCCAAAUACCUUCUUUUUACUUUCUGGAUUAAAUUACAUUUUGAAUCCCAGAUUUUCAACGUGGUCUCAGACUUUUGGGCCCAACUUUUAAAGAGUUUUAAGAAAGGAUGAAAAAGAAGCGAGAGGGGUUUAGAAGAGAGACAGGACUUCAGAUGCAAAUGAAGGGGACUGAAGAAGAUGAUGAAUGUUAACAAACACACAGGCUUUAAAACAGAAACAUUUGAUCAAUUUUCCUGCAUUAAACACGAAGUAACCUUUUUCCUUCUCCUCUACAAUUAAAUGAUUAAUGUGAAGUGUACAAAAAAGAAACACCCACACACAGAAUAUGUAUUAAAUGUACCUGCUUACAGCUGAUUGCGAAAAACUGUGUGUAUCCCAGUGUCCUUCACAACCACAGACUAAUAUGUUGUUUUCCUUCAGGAGUUCAGCAAUCAAAAAGUGCAGCACAACUCCAAGAAGUUUGAUGUAAUACUUGGAAACUCAUUCGAAUACGACCGGCACCCAGUUAUUAUUAAUAUUCCCUUUUAAACAGAUCAAACAAUAUUCCAACUACAACAUAAAACCAAAUUAGCAGGGUUAUCAGUGCUAACUAAAGUAAAACCGUAAAAAUCUUGUUUUCUUCAAAUAUUUUAAUGUUAUUGCAAUGGGAAAAUUUCUCAUUUUCAUUUAAUUUGCGUUGAAGUACUUAUAUAUAUAACUGAACAGAAGCAAAACUUAAAGUUAAUAACGUAACUAUAUAGAAAUUUUUUAAAUAGUGGUAGAGCAUUGCGUUAGCAGCUCAAAAGGCUGUGGGUUCGAUUCCAAGGGAACCGAUAAAUGCAUACAUUUUUUAAUCAGUGAUCCUAAAGGUUUUCAGAGAGAGAUGCGUGUAAAACACAGUAAAUGAUUCUGUUGUACUCCUUUCCAAAUGAAUGCUAGAUCUGCAGAGCCAAAUUUGGUUGCAGUAUGUAGGUCAAAGUUUUUAAUUGACAAGAACAUCUGCAAUGCAAACCAGUUGUUUUUAAGAUAUAUUUUUCCAGAGGUCAGCGACUCAACAGGGUUAUGGGUGGACGUAUGAAGUGAAUGGACAGAGCGCAGCCGUUGACCCUCGACACACUGGGCAGAAACUUCCCUUUCUUCAUCUGGGGACCUGCACUGACAGGUAUAACCAGAAGUGAAAGAUUGCUUCUGGACGUCAGGAUCCCAGCCAACUGAACUUUUUGACCUGUCAGAGGGGAUGGGAAUCUGUGGAAACUGAGAUUUUAAAGUACUUUAGGGUGUGGUGUUCAAUGGUUGUCGAGUAUGAGGGUCAAGAUAGCGUUUCCUGAUCCGUAUCGACAUGUUUAAACUGUCCUCUGCUCUCUGCCAAAUGUAGCAAAGUGCCUUUUCUUGUCCCAGAUCAGACGUUUGAGAAUGCGAGGCAUCAGUGGAGGCCUUAGAGACACAACCUGUUGUUUGCUUUCUUUGUUGCUCGGCUUCUUCCCUCGUCGUUUACUGGUGAGGGUUAUUUCCGUUCAUAUGCUUCGCUGUUAAGUGUAACGUAUUCAUAUGGUUUAUAUUUAAGAACGCUUUUUGACAUAAUGUCACUUGUGUAAUGAUAUUGUGAAGUGUAAUGGAAACCGCACCAACAAACAUUAUCAUCGCCUUUCUUAAGUCAUUUCUAUUGAUGUUUGAUGUACAAAUGGUCUCAUUUGCCGAAAAACAAAAAAGACAAAUUGGUGUGGGAUGGAUGAACCCAUCCAGUGUGGUCGCAGUCACCCUUCUGUACCAUUGGUGGAAGUUUCUAAAAAUGGCUUCAAUUCCUUAGCUACAAAGAUCUUCCUUGUGCGAUUUAAGUGUUCUGCGUGUCGGCAUGUGUAUUUAGCGGUUCAUAAAAGCUAUAAAGAAUGUGCAUUGCUUUGUUAAUGCUAAACGUGCCUCUGAUAUUAACUUGGAUGUCACUCAUAAUUCAGCAGGCAUAUUUCAGGCCUGUCCAUGUCAGUCAGCAAGCUUAAGAUUCUUCUAUUAAACCCAAAGACUUGUUUGAUUCUGGAUUUGUUAGGAGCUGUGAAUGACGCAUUAACAAAUCACUCUGUGCUGAAGAGAUGCUGAGCAAAUGUCCUGUUCUGCAGUGUUGCUGGUAUUAAUGUUACUUUUUAAUGAUUACUCACUUUUUAUUAUUCAUUUGUUUUUCGCGAUCCUUAUCAGGAACCAGUGUAAGAAAAUGUUUCGAAAAAAUUUAGAGAUAUUUAAAUACACAGUUUCCUGAAAGCGACCCUUCAGUCUCGUCAAUACUUAAUAUCAGAAAUCUAUAUUAAUGACAUAUUGCUGACAUUAAGAGUGCGCUUGAAUAGCUGAUGCCAUUAUUACUUAUGAAAUCAAUUAAGUGAGAAUCUGAAUAUUUAAGCUGUACAUAUACUAUGUCUUUGUCUAAAUAAAAAAGUGUAUUCAUUA